CAAAUAUUUUUCCUAGGAAUAAUUGGCCUAUUCCGAAUCCAAUAAACAUCAAUUACGCAUUUCUGUUUCUCCACUCCUUAAUAAUGUCUCUUUUACUUAAUAUGUAUUGUGGCCUAAAUAAAUGAGCCAUAUAUAUUACUCCUAUCUAUGGAGUAUAAAAUGUGAUGUCCGUUAAAAUAUUACUAGUAUUAUUAUCUAAUAAAUGAUGAGUGGAUAAGUACUUUUUUUAA
Messenger RNA from Capsicum annuum, 230 nucleotides. RefSeq lists its product as uncharacterized. The record is from RefSeq and is a predicted model, not a curated record. Lineage: Eukaryota; Viridiplantae; Streptophyta; Magnoliopsida; Solanales; Solanaceae.